AUGGCUUUUACUCCAGAACAGGUUUAUGGUGUAUGGAAACUCGUCGGUUACAAUCUUUAUCACGCUGAAGAUCCCAGCGGCAAGUCAAUCCUCCAGCCUCUUGGGGAGUCACCGCUUGGACGCAUCAUGUUCCUGCCUUCCAAAUACAUGCAUGUUUCAAUGACUUCACCGGGAAGAGCGGAGAAUAUGGCGUCUCCGGCUUGGUACCUGGCUACUGAAGCUGAGCUGGCCUACGCCGCGAAGUACGUGACGAUGUACUGCGGGCCCUUUCAAAUUUAUGAAGAGGAUGGAGAGACGAGAGUAGAUACUCACGUUGAGGUCUCACUUGAUCAAACUUGGAUAGGAACCCACCAAGUGCGGCGGGUGGAGUUGUCCUACGAGAAUGAGAAGUCAAUUUUGACCUUGACCCCUCUCCAGGAGUUUUCACUAGCCGAUGGGACGAUGACGAUAGCACGGCUUGUUUGGGAAAAAAUCCACGACGCCAACUAG
This is a messenger RNA of Talaromyces marneffei, 489 nucleotides long. RefSeq lists its product as uncharacterized. The transcript is spliced from 2 exons. The record is from RefSeq and is a predicted model, not a curated record. Bases 1 to 489 code for a protein of 162 amino acids. Lineage: Eukaryota; Fungi; Ascomycota; Eurotiomycetes; Eurotiales; Trichocomaceae.